Lingula anatina is the source of this 1317-nucleotide messenger RNA. RefSeq names its product cation channel sperm-associated auxiliary subunit theta. The record is from RefSeq and is a predicted model, not a curated record. NCBI's taxonomy places the organism in Eukaryota, Metazoa, Brachiopoda, Lingulata, Lingulida, Lingulidae.
AUGAGUUCAGCCAUCAUGAUAGUAGGCAUAUUUACGACCUGGAAUGUCAGUAUCUUAAAGCGUCCGGAGGAUAUCUUCAAACGCCGCCUUGAUAACAAUCCAACCUACCCGUUUGAAGAAGUUGGCCCUGGGAUCUUCCAGCGUGCAAGGAGCAAGGUGCCCACAUUUUGGCUGGGUCUCCUGGGAAUUGUUUUGACUGUUUUACUGGCAUGUACUAUGUACAUGAACGCGCCAAUAGAUCAGUUUAUAGUCUUACAUGUGAUCGGUUUGAUAGGAUCUUUAGCAAUCACAUUUCACUAUCGUGAAGAGAGAACGCUAAUUUUGAAACCCAACGACAAAAUGUAUGAAUUUUUUAAUAAAGAAAAGCUUGUGUAUCGAGGACAUUAUCACAAUGCUUAUAUACGCCUGAAAGGGCAAAGUGGUGGAACAGGUGUUUUAUACCUGCAAGUAGUCAUAGGUGGUUUUCAAAUCGAAGAAGAAUCUUUGACGUCUAACUGUACAAAUGUAGAAAAAUUACGAAAGCUGGCUAGGCGCUUGGCCGCCCGGUUGGAUCUUAACUAUUUUGACUAUACUGACAAAUCUAGACACCACAUUCUUCGACAUCGGUGCCCAUACGCUUCGACUGAAUCUGAAAUAUUGGUAUAGGGCUUUCGUUCUCGCCAAAAUGAAGUGCUGCGCAAGAAGGGGGAAUGGUACGAUUGCUGGGGGUACACGAGCAUGUCUUUGGCUAACAGCAGUUCACAAAGUUAACGAAUUGUCAAUUUUUUUUAUCCCGGUAAUUCUACAACAGUAUAUUCCUUUGUGUUUUCUAUUUGUCUAAACCCUAGCCUUUGAGCAUUAUACCAACAGCAAUCCAUUAACGAAUGAUCGCUUUCUCAUACAGGUAAUUUCAUAAAGAGACACACAGAGAGCGUUAGACCUUUAUACAGCAAAAAUUUACAUCGUAAAUUUCAUCGUUAUUCUCUUAGUCAUUAAUAUAUAGGGUCUAUCAUAUCUAAACCGUUUACAGGAUUACGACCUACUGUAUGAGCUCGUUUUAGAGUCCCUCUCAUAACGGAAAUAGAGACAGGCGUGUUUCACUUGUGACACUGACAGUGAAAAUAGAAAUUUAGAGAUCGAAAAAAUGUUCGUAGAUCGGUUUCUCAACGGAUUUGGAGAGUGUAUACCUUGUUCAUGAUUUUUUUGCGUUCAUGCUAGUGCGUAUUGUAUGCCUAUGUACUUAAUCUCUGCACUGGGAUGGUUUUAACGCAAUCGAAACCACACGAUAUGUUUUCAUGUGAUAUUGGUAUAAAGAAUACAUCGGUUUUUGAAUUAUUG